UAAAUAAAUAAAUUAUCCUAAUAAUUAUUAUUAAUUUUUCUAAUAAAAAAAGCAACGGUUGGCCUGGUGGGGGACCUAGUAAAGCAUGGCGGGCCGCCAGGCUUAUACUACACUGGGGGAAACCCUGAAGUGGACAUUUCUUGUGCCCUGGUUGAAGGGAAAAGGGGGAAUUAAUAUUUUAUUUGUUCUGCCUUAUGUAAAGAGGUUUAGGUUCUUUAGAUUUCAAUAAUUUCUUCCGACUUUAAAGUUUAUUGUGGUGACUAAAUAGUUGGUUUUCUUGUUAUGUCAGUUUAAUAAAGUUAGGCUGAAUCAUUUUGCCUAAAAUUCUAAUGUUUCUCUGGGUCAGAUCUGUCAUAAACUGGGUCAUUGGUGCCGCUCACUGAUCGUGGUACCGGACUGAUAUUGAAACCAAGCACCCUCCAUUUUAGUUUUCUCGCAUGGUUAGAGGUGCUACACAUAUAUGACAUAUUUUCUUUUAUGUGUAGCAUAAAAGUCCUCUGGUCCCAAUAUACAGAUAUAUACAGUAUAUAUACUGAGCCGAUACAGAACCGGUUCUAUGGAUUAUCGUGACCUGAGGCUGCUGUUCAGGUUCCUAGUUCAGUUGGAUCAGAACUCUGCUCUCCAGAUCUUCAAAUGUGUUUCUGAGUGUGAAUGUCUGAGUAUUUCAUAUUAUUCAAAAUAGUAGUUUUCAAAAUUACAUUUCAGCAGAAGAAUAACUGAAGGUAUUUCUAUAGGUUGUCAACACUUCCUGUAAAUCAGGAACCUAAACAGUUUCCUGUUCACAGUAAAGGUUGGUAUCUUUAGUUCCAACCACAGGAAGUCUCUACUGUUCUCACUGCUUCUUGUUUCUCAGCCUUCAGCUGUUGACAGACUCCAAUCAUCAACCCAAGAUGAAGAACUGGUUGGCAAGUUUUCCUCUGAAGAAACUCAGUGUCUUUGCUGUCCUCAUCGUGGCUUUUGUCUACAAUGUCCUGUAUGAGGGGAGAAAUGUUGGGCUUGACUGGCUUUGAAUUUGGUUUUUCCAUGUUUCAUUAUUUUGGCCUUGAUGAUAUGGAUCGAUGAGAGCUGCUUUAAAAUAUGUAGACUAAAAUGUUCCUGUGGAAUGGAAGGUCAGAACGAUCAGCAACGGAGCGAACAGCAACGAAUCAGAGUACCAAAAUGUUUAUUUUGGGAACUAUUCUUGAGUUCGUUUUGCAAAGCCUGUCUCGUCAGCCUGCUUUGGUUUCUGUUGGUGUUGAUCGAUGGAGAUUGGUUUGUCUGUUGUCGGAAUGACGGUUCUGAGCAGCAGUCACAUUUAGCCUGCAAAGAAAAAAACAACAUCACAGCCGAGGAAAAGGUGAUCAUCACACAACUGAAAAAUAGAUCCAGGUAGGCGGGCUUUGGUGGAGUCAUCGGGGUCCUUGUGUUACUAUUGUUGAUGAAAGUAUUUCAUAGGAAGAAAUGCUGUAGCAACUUCUGUGGCAACUGCUGCAAUUGUGACAGAAUGAGGAUCUAUUACAAGAUGGUUCUUGAAGAGAACGAAGAGGUUCUGGAAAAUGAAUUAAGAGAAGCUGCGAAGCGAGAUCUGACUGAAAGAAUCCGAAACAAAAUACAGCAGGACAAAUGGGAGGAAUGUUCUGGCGGCUGCAGACCAAAGAUUGUCCAAAAAACAGAGCAGCAACAGGAUCGUCAACAAGGGCAGCAACUUGGCCCACGAACAGAGCAGCAAAAACUGCAGCAGCAACGAGACCAGCAACUGGAGCAGCAACUGGAGCAGCAACUAGACCAACAACCAGAGCAGCAACGAGACCAGCAACUGGAGCAGCAACGAGACCAGCAACUGGAGCAGCAACUGGACCAACAACCAGAGCAGCAAAAACUGCAGCAGCAACGAGACCAGCAACUGGAACAGCAAAAACUGCAGCAGCAACGAGACCAGCAACUGGAGCAGCAACUGGACCAACAACCAGAGCAGCAAAAACUGCAGCAGCAACGAGACCAGCAACUGGAACAGCAAAAACUGCAGCAGCAACGAGACCAGCAACUGGAACAGCAAAAACUGCAGAAGCAACAAGACCAGCAACUGGAGCAGCAACUGGAGCAGCAACUAGACCAACAACCAGAGCAGCAACGAGACCAGCAACUGGAGCAGCAACGAGACCAGCAACUGGAGCAGCAACUGGACCAACAACCAGAGCAGCAAAAACUGCAGCAGCAACGAGACCAGCAACUGGAACAGCAAAAACUGCAGCAGCAACGAGACCAGCAACUGGAACAGCAAAAACUGCAGAAGCAACAAGACCAGCAACAAGACCAGCAACUGGAGCAGCAACGAGACCAGCAACUGGAACAGCAAAAACUGCAGCAGCAACGAGACCAGCAACUGGAACAGCAAAAACUGCAGAAGCAACAAGACCAGCAACAAGACCAGCAACUGGAGCAGCAACUAGACCAGGGAUCUGAACGCUGCAUUUGA
Xiphophorus couchianus (Monterrey platyfish) is the source of this 2455-nucleotide messenger RNA. RefSeq lists its product as uncharacterized. Lineage: Eukaryota; Metazoa; Chordata; Actinopteri; Cyprinodontiformes; Poeciliidae. The record is from RefSeq and is a predicted model, not a curated record.